This is a messenger RNA of Exophiala aquamarina CBS 119918, 978 nucleotides long. RefSeq lists its product as uncharacterized. Gene Ontology annotation, cellular component: endoplasmic reticulum; Dsc E3 ubiquitin ligase complex. NCBI's taxonomy places the organism in Eukaryota, Fungi, Ascomycota, Eurotiomycetes, Chaetothyriales, Herpotrichiellaceae. Bases 1 to 978 code for a protein of 325 amino acids. The record is from RefSeq and is a predicted model, not a curated record. Gene Ontology annotation, biological process: protein processing. The transcript has a single exon.
AUGAAUCUCAAGCCGCCUCCUUCCCAACACCAGCGAAACGAUGAUGACGAGUACGACUUCGAACUGACCAUCCGAUUCUCCGCAUCCCUGCCAGACCUCCAUCUCUCGAUUCCGGGCUCUCUGAACGCCAACACCGCAACCCUCAAACAGCUGAUCCGAUCACGGAUUCCAGAUGAGUACGCGACGCGACGGAUCAGGCUGAUCUACGCGGGAAAAGCGCUGGUCGACGAGGUCCCGCUGAACAGCUCGCUGAAGCGAAAUGUCAGUCGUCCGCCUAGUCGCAUCAGCACCCCGGGCCCUUAUGAGGAGUCCAACGGCGGCGCUGGAGGCAGGGAGAACACAACAGCCGCAGGCAAGGGAAAGCUACUGAGCCGUGACCUGCCGUUGUCUCCGUCUCCGCCUCGCAUCUACAUUCACUGCUCCAUCGGCGAUCUCGUGCUGUCCAAAGAGGACGUCGCGGCCGAACGAGCCGCUGCGCAGCAGGUGGGAGGAGACGAGAAGAACGAUGCCACAUCAAGUCAAACACAAUCGCUGCAAGAGCAGCAGCAGCAACAAACAACCACGACGCCAGCGCCGCGAGGCUUCGACCGCCUCCAAAACGCAGGUUUCACACCCUCCGAAAUCCAGUCACUCCGGCUCCAGUUCCUCGCCAUCCAAGCGCACACGCACACGCCCGACACGAUGCCAUCUCCGAACACGCUUCGGAACAUGGAGGAUCGCUGGCUGGACAACUCUACGUCUGAGGGCGGCAUGUUGGGCGAUGGCGCCGGCACGCUGGACGGCUCCACGGACGAAGAGGCGCAGGCCGGCACGCUGGACGAUAUGAUCUGGGGCACGGUCAUGGGAUUUUUCUGGCCGAUCGGCUGUCUGAUGUGGGGGAUCCGUGAAGAGGGGAUCUGGAGCCAGCGCCGGAAAAUGGCUGUCGUUAUUGGGUUCGUUUUGAAUAUUGGGCUUGGGCUCAUUAGAUAUACUGGCUGA